AUGUGUAUGUAUUUCAUGGCAGUGCUAAUGACGUCGUGACGUGUCGCGAUUCGUGACAAAUUAGCAAGGUUUAGAAGCGAGGAAUGGUUCUUUAAACAUAAUUUUGUGAAAUACUUACUGAGAGAUGUUAACAAAAUUUGAGACAAAAUCUGCUCGUGUAAAAGGGAUCUCUUUUCAUCCAAAACGUCCAUGGGUGCUUGUAAG
Molecule: messenger RNA, 204 nt
Organism: Bombus impatiens (common eastern bumble bee)
Lineage: Eukaryota; Metazoa; Arthropoda; Insecta; Hymenoptera; Apidae
Product: coatomer subunit alpha-like
Biological process (GO): endoplasmic reticulum to Golgi vesicle-mediated transport; intra-Golgi vesicle-mediated transport; retrograde vesicle-mediated transport, Golgi to endoplasmic reticulum
Cellular component (GO): COPI vesicle coat
Molecular function (GO): protein binding
Source: RefSeq, a predicted model, not a curated record